AUGACGCGCGAGGCUCGAGCAUCGAUACUGAUGACUGACCGAAGACGGCAUGAUGGAGCUGUUCCGUGGGGGCACACAGUUGGUGUCGAUUCGCAGCCUGCGCAAAAAGGUCAUAAGGAGGAAUUGGGCUGGUUUUCACACUCCAAGCUUGAGAUAGCCGUCCAAGAGGCGGUUACAAAAGAAGCCGCCGCUCGGCAGGAUACGGAGCUUGGUCGGUUGCUGGAGGUGUACCGGAAAGAGCUGCUCGCCCUGUAUCAUGAUUCUAUGCCAUUUCUCGCAGUAUCUGUUCAUUGGUGCUACCCGAGCUCUCGAACAAGCCCGGGCUAUAGUGGUGAUCCUGAACCUUCCCGAUCCGGAUGGUUGAUCCGGGGACUCUAA
Molecule: messenger RNA, 378 nt
Organism: Striga asiatica
Lineage: Eukaryota; Viridiplantae; Streptophyta; Magnoliopsida; Lamiales; Orobanchaceae
Source: the annotation of a GenBank genome assembly